Molecule: messenger RNA, 3990 nt
Organism: Closterium sp. NIES-67
Lineage: Eukaryota; Viridiplantae; Streptophyta; Zygnematophyceae; Desmidiales; Closteriaceae
Source: the annotation of a GenBank genome assembly
CCUACACUAAGACAACCAGCAAACUGCAACAGGCUCAGUUCACGGAGUCUUGAAGUUCCCACUGAAGUAGGAUGAGCACGGAGUGAUGCAAUCCCCACCAAAGGAGAUAGUAGUACUAGCUCGCCGGUGAUGCGCCGGUCGGAUAUGCGGAAAAUUCCCGAUGUCUCUAAAUUUGACUUAAGUCUCUUCUUACUAGUACUAGUAACAACUCACUGGUCCCAGAGUCGCUGCUUCGCAGCAUCGCUGCUUUCGACAGGCAUGCGGAUACGGAAGCGUCUUGCGCAGCUUGCCGCCGCGGCCGGAGGGAUUCACCCCACCAUCCCCGGCGCCUCAGCCUGCAACUAUGACCGGCUUUCUUCAUUUUCGGCUCAAGACCAUCAGGCCGCUCGGGAAGGCCGGGAAGCUCAGACGGAGGUUGCAUACCACGGUAGUAGUAAUAAAUGCGAUAGUAGCAAUCCGAUUGCACGUCAUAGGAGCAACCCUUUCCAUGAUGUCCCGCCAAGAAGUUGGCAGGGAUCAUGGCACGAGUGCCAAGCUUUUGAGUCCCAGCCACUGCAGCCGGCGGCGCCGGCUGGAGCAUCAUCAUUCCGCCAUGAUGAUGGGUUUGAUGAGACGGCUCAGAAUCAAUGGAGCCGCCACGAAACGAUGAGUCUUGGCGGCCAUGAUGACGCCUUGGAAAGCUCGAGAAGCCGCCCAGCUGACGUCACGCUUCCACGUGCUACAAUCCCAAGCGGGCAUCAACAGCAACAUCAACAUCAGCAGCAUCAUCUGCAACAUCAACAUUGCCGUGGUUACUGCAAACCCCAUCAGCAUCACCAACAGCAUCACGAUGACGCAGCAUCAGCAGGCGAUUACUGCGACCCUCCAUCGCGCCAGGCAAUUGCUUCUAACCGCCUCCAACCGCUCCAAGAUGCUGCACAUCCUGCUGCAGCAGAGGCAACCCGAGUAUCACCAUCAGCUGCAUUAACAGCUCCACUAACGGAAGGACUGACAGCCGCGGCAGCAGUACCAGCAGCAGUACCAGCAGCAGCAGCAGCAGAAGCAGCAGCAGAGGGAGUAGCAGCUCCAGGACCAGCAUCAGAAUCAGCAGCAGCACUGACAGCAGCAUCAGAGUCAGCAGCACCCGUUGAGGUGGUGCUUUCAGAGCCACAGCUAAUGCUGCCGCCAGAUGCUUUCCAGUCACAGCCACAACAAAUUUCAGCGGCACCUGAAUCAGCAGCAGCAGUAGCAGCAGCAGCAGAAUCAGCAGCAGCAGCAGCAACAACAGCAGAACUAGCAGAAUCAGCAGCAGCAGCAACAACAGCAGAACUAGCAGAAUCAGCAGCAGCAGCAGCAGCAGUAGAAGUUGUAGCAGCCUCUGCAGAAUCAGCAGCACCAGCAGCAGCGGUAGCUCCGGUUCCGACAGCAGCGUCAGAAUCGCCAGCACCACCGGUUUCAGCAGUUGAGGUGCUACAUUCAGAGCCACGAUUAGAGAUUGAGCCGGUAGCUCUCCUGUCGCUGCAGCGGCAACGCAAUCCUACACAUGAGCCAGCAGAAGCUGAUCGAAUCAAACCCUCCAGCUGCCACCAGCACGCCAAGAGGAAAGGCGGAACCCGGCGAGUGGGCCGGGUGCAGAUGAAAUUCAUCAACGACCUUCUCUCACGCGAGCCUUCGCAUGAGCCUUCGCAUGAGCCUUCGCACGAGAAUUCACACGAGAAUUCGCACGAGAAUUCACAGGGCAAUUCGACCGCCAAAUGGGUGAGCUACAGGUUCCCUGUGCUUGGACGUGCAGGGAAGGGAGCGCGGGCUAGUAUGGGGGAUGCCCCUGGUGAGAACCCUGGUGAGCUGGCUCAAGGGCUGCUGGAAAUGCGUGUGCCUGAAACAAGGACUGCAGCGCACUCGGAAGAUGCUCCACCGCUUUUGUCCCCUUCCGGCAGGCGGCCUGAGAGUGGCAGUGGCACACCGAGGAGGCUGCCUCGUGCGGAGGCACCUCAGAAUGUGGCAGAUGCUCCACUGCUUAUGUCGCCUUCAACCAAGCGGCCUGAGAGUGGGAGAUCAAGGAUGCGGCCUCAGGCCGAGGCGCCUCAGCAUGGGGCAGAAGCUCCACUGCUUCUGUCGCCUUCAGCCGAGCGGCCUGUGCGUGAGAGACCAAGGAUGCAGCCUCGUGUUGCGGCGCCGCCAAAUGUGGCAGAUGCUCCACUGCUUCAGUCGCCCUCAGCAGAGCGGCCUGAGGGUGAGAGACCAAGGAAGCAGCCUCGUGCUGAGGCGCCUCAGGAUGAGUCAGCAGCUCCACUGCUCUUGUCACCCCCAGCCAAGCGGCCUGAGAGUGGUGGACCAAGGAUGCGGCCUCGUGUUGCGGCGCCUCCAAUUGUGGCAGAUGCUCCAACACUUCUGUCAGCCUCAGCCUCAGCCUCAGCCGAGCGUGGCAGACCAAGAAAGCGACCCCGGAGCAGCAGGCAGGCUCGCAAGCCCAACAGCCAAAUACCUCCUAUACAUACACAGCGGCCAAUACCUAUACCUCCACCGCUUAACCCCCCAGACGCCCAUGCAGUGCUCUGCCCCUCAAAUUCACAUGCGGUGGUUUUAGGCAGCAGGGUGCGAAGAGGUGGUGAGAAGCGGGGCGAGGAGGGAUUAAAGGGGAGGGUUACUGGCGAUGGUGAAAUAGGCGGGGUGAUGGAGGGUGGGGAUGGGGAGGGGCAUGCAGGAUGUGAUGCAGAUGCGUCUGGGGAGGUGGGGGAGGGGAAGUAUGGUGGUUGGGACGGUGAAAGUUCUUAUAGUGAAGCUGCUUGUAGCGAAGAUAGUGGAAGUGCUUAUAAUGAAGGUGGUGUGAGUGGGAUUAGUGAGGAGGAGGGGGGGAACAGCGAGGACAGCUGUUUUGAAGUGGGAAAGAGCAGGAAGGUGGGAUCUCUGCACAAAUGCGUUGUGAAGGGGAAGCGAAGGAAAGUAGACAGGAAGAAGCGAAGGAGAAUAGAGAGGAAGAAGCAAGAUGGACCAGAUGUUCUUGAGAGUGAGCCAGUGGCCCGGCACUGUAGCCGAACGGAUGGCAAAGGGUGGGUGUGCCUGAGAAUCCCUAGACUAGGGUUUUCUUUGUGCGACCAUCAUAUUGGGAAAGCAGCAAAGCUGGUCGCGAAGAGGCGAGAGGAAAAGCUAGCUGCAGCCACUAGGGAUGUCGAGGGAGGGGGGGAGAGAUGUGGUGGUGACAUGGAGCAAGAUGAAGAGCACAUUCCGCAAUCAGAACAUGCCGAGAGCCGGGCAAUAAGAGUAAGGAGAGGGAGACGGCGGAUGAGCGAGGGCUGAAAUUUGGACACCACGCCAGCGGAGGGGGGGCACGGCGGCGAGGGUUUGGCCAAUGGCGUCAGUGUCGAGAGCAAGAACAGUGCAGCCAACGGCGACAGCAGUGGAGAGUGCGUGGCGUUCACGCAGAUGGUGAUGGGGGUGGUGAUGGGGGUGGUGAUGGGGGUGGUGAUGGGGGUGGUGAUGGGGGUGGCGAUGGGGGUGGCGAUGGGGGUGGUGAUGGGGGUGGUGAUGGGGGUGGCGAUGGGGGUGGUGAUGGGGUUGGUGAUGGAGGUGAUGCAGCAGCUGGAGGGCGCCUACGCGCUGCUCUUCAAGAGACAUGCUGAGAGCGGGCUGCCGCACUUCCCAAACCAGCUUCUCGCCUUCAAGUGCGGCAGCCCGCUUCUCCUGGGAGUCAAAAUCCCCUAAGAUGGCCGCAAAUCCGCCUUUGACAUGAUGGGGACCGAGAAGGGGGGGUUGAUGUGGGGAGGUGUUGCGACCGGCCCCGAGGAGCCGUUCUUAGCGAGUGAUGCGAGUGGUGUUGUGGUGCACACGAAGGUGGUGAUGGAUAUAGAGGAUAACGAGGUGGUGUAUAUCAGGGACGGCGUGGUUUCGCUAUUUUUCUUGUAAAAGGUAAAUUGACCCCAUGCUAUGAUCACCCAGCUUGUUUUUACAAGGGGAAAAAUUCUAGAGGUAAAUUGUGCACAAACCUUCAAGCUUACUAAGUUCUCAUGCUAU